AUGCCAGGAAAGAUAACGAGCGUCAAGAUAAAGUCAGUGGGAGCGGCGUUCGAGGAUGCGCGGGAACGGGUGGUGCCGUCGUUAGCGGUGUCGAACAGCGGCUGGUCGGAGGAGGGGGGCCACGAGCACGGCCCCCGAAAGGGCCCGGUGGAUGGUGUAGCUCGCGAGCUGCCAUCUUGCGCUCUACCCUGCUGCGAGUCGGAUGCCGGUCGACGACGGGCUGGCCCGGUCACGGUGGACGAGGGAUCGAGCGGAGGGGAAUCGAAGGGCCGCGAGGCGUUGAGGAUCGAGGAGCGAGGGGGUGGCGCGCCGCUGACCCGUGAGACGCCCGUGUUGGUCCAUCACCGGUUGCGCGAUCAGGAGGGUGCAGCGUUGGAUCUGCAUUCGGCGUUGGAGAGCGGGUCGGAGGUGGUCCGUUCGAAGCGGGACGGUUGCCCGCCGGCCGACCAGACGUUGGAGAGGAGGGUGGUGGUGUGCUCGGCGCGCGGACACAGGAUUUCGGCGGGAAGGAGCGAGCAUCACGCGCGAAGGGGCGCCGACACCGCGGCGAAUCGAUCGUGUCGGGUUCAUGGUCGAAGGAGGGACCGGCCGCGGGGAAAAGCACAGACGGAAGCACAGACGCGGCGGCCAGCGAUCGAGAGUAACGAUACGCGGGAUUUGACGUCGGACGAGUUCGAGUGUUCCGUGAUACGUUUGGAACAGGACCCGAUCCUCGAGCCGGUGAGGAUACUCGGUUGCCCGGCAAGCGAGGGGUUGGAGAUCUCCUCGUUCUUGGAGCCGGCCCCCAAUUACCACCAGGCCUACCACCAGGGGAUCAACGUCGGCCGGCUGGCGGGGAACGAGGCGGCCUGCUUCAGCCUCUACGACCCGAACAAUAUCCUGCCGAAGAACCGGGCCGGGAGCAUCGCGAAAAUCCUCGAGGGGCCUAACCGCGCCGUGAAGGACAUUAACAGGAAGGUGUUGGCGAUGGCGCGUGCCAUGACGCCGGCCUGGUCCCUGCGUUUGCUCGGCGUCAGCUGCGGUUCCGUGGUCUGCGCCUGGGGACUGUUGCUGAUACUGUCCGUGCUGGGCGGUGGCGCCUCGCACGGUACCGCCCUCGGCAGCUUCGGCCUCGGAAGUUUGUCGGGUGCGAUGGAGGACAUGAACAGUGCCAGAUGCCCGUGGUUGUGCACGUGUACCGGACAGGAGGUCGACUGCUCUCAUCGUGGCCUCACCCAGAUACCCGGGGACCUGGUCACCUUUCUCGUCGCUGAAAAACUGUAAGUUCGUUGCACUCCAUUGCUUGAUCACCUGCCUCCCCACCCACCGGUGUGUCCAACAUUUCAUUCACCCACUUUCUCUCCGAGGUCCACUCGAUUCACGAUUCCGUCUCGAUCGAACCAUUCCCCC
Molecule: messenger RNA, 1389 nt
Organism: Apis florea (little honeybee)
Lineage: Eukaryota; Metazoa; Arthropoda; Insecta; Hymenoptera; Apidae
Source: RefSeq, a predicted model, not a curated record